Pecten maximus is the source of this 2189-nucleotide messenger RNA. Its product is annotated as epidermal retinol dehydrogenase 2-like. Lineage: Eukaryota; Metazoa; Mollusca; Bivalvia; Pectinida; Pectinidae. The transcript is spliced from 5 exons. Gene Ontology annotation, molecular function: oxidoreductase activity, acting on the CH-OH group of donors, NAD or NADP as acceptor. Gene Ontology annotation, cellular component: lipid droplet. The record is from RefSeq and is a predicted model, not a curated record. The coding region runs from base 63 to 1088 and encodes 341 amino acids.
UGACUUCGCAGCUCCAGCAUGACAGGUGCUCUGACCGAGACUUGGCAGUUUCAGUCACGACGAUGGAGAGGAAGGUAGCGAGAAUGGAUUCAACAGCAGACGACAGUUUUGAAUCUGAAACGUUUCUAAGUAUUUUUAAGGACUUGAUGACAUGCAUGAAGCAUGUUAUAGUGGCAUUGUGUGUAAGUGUAUGGAGGUUUUUCAUUUCACCGCCAAGGAAAUGCGUGAAAAAUGAUAUUGUACUCAUCACUGGUAGUGGGUCGGGGAUCGGCAGACAAUUAGCAGAAGAAUUCGCAAAACUUGGAGCUAUUCUGGUACUAUGGGAUAUUGAAGAAAAGACAAAUUUAGAGACAGCAGAGUUAGUUCAACAAGCUGGUGCAAAAUGUUAUUGUUACACUUGCGAUGUUGGAAAUCGAGAUGAUGUUUACAAAACGGCCAAAAAGGUGAAACAAGAUGUUGGAGAUGUGACAAUUUUAGUAAACAAUGCAGGAGUUGUAAGUGGGAAAAAACUCAUUGAUAUUCCUGAUCAUCAAAUAGAAAAAACAAUCAACGUUAAUUUAAUGGCACAUUUCUGGACUGUCAAAUCUUUCCUACCCACAAUGAUGAGGAGGAAUUAUGGACAUGUUGUAACAGUCGGCAGCUCAACUGGUUUGGUAGGACUGAAUAAACUCACAGAUUAUAGCACGUCUAAAUUUGGAGUUGUCGGCUUCUCUGAAGUUCUUAAUUAUGAAGUGAUUUAUGGUGGCUAUGAUGGAGUAAAUACAACACUCAUAUGCCCUUCGUUUGUCAACACCGGACUAUUUCAUGGAUGUAAAAUGAAAUUUCCGUGGUUGCUGCCUGCACUUGAAACACAAAAAACUGUGGACCGUAUGAUGCAGGCUAUUCUCACCAAUCAGAAAAUGAUUUGUAUUCCACGCUCUGUCUACUUCCUUGCCACAUUGAAGAUGAUUCUUCCAGUGGAUGCCUUUAUUGAAGUCAAGAAAUUUUUCGGUGCUGCUGCAUUCAUGGACACUUACGUCGGUCGCGACAAACGAUUUAAUUCUUCAAGAAGCGGGACAAACGGAACAAAUGGAUUUCAUACCGACUGACAAACAGAAGAAAACAGAUUUUUAAACUACUCUCUGUUCAAAAGAUAUUUUUUGUCUUCAAAUAUUACCAGUAUAUGAAUGUCAAUGCUAUAAUUGAUUUAUAGCAAUAUGUUGUAUCUGGUAUAUCUGAAUGUAUUGAGUUCAUUUGUAUAUUGUAAUUUAAAUUGUAUUGAUAGAUUCCUGUUUUCAAAACCAAAGCUUUAUAAAUACAUGAAUCCUGACAAUCAGUAUGAAGAAGAUUAAUAGAGAUUUUCACCCCAUUGGAGUGAGCCAGUGAGGUGUCGACCAGAGGGCGGAAGAUUUUUAAUUUGUCAAUUAAUCUUGUUAAGUGUUUGGCAAAUAUAAAAUCUUACCCCAUUCUUUACCUCAAUAUCCAUCGAAUUGUGUUCAUGUCACUGUGUUAAAAAAUCACACGACUAUAACAUGUCAUCUGGCCUCUAUGCUUGUUUGUUUAUUUUUUGGGUUUAUCACCCCAUGAACAGUCAUUUCAAGGUGGAGUCUCCAUGUAGUAGUUAGUGGCUACCUACGUGUUUGGCGCCCUCACAGACUGAGCCAUUGAAACCCUCUUGCCGUAGAUGAAUGAUUUUACAGUGUGUUUUGUAAAUUCAAGCAUACAGUUUCAUUCAAAACCAAAGUUGACACAGUUGUAUGCAAAUGGCAGCUCAAUGGUGUUUUCAUGUGUUAAUCCUGUGCAAAAUUUGUUUCAAAAAAAUAAAAUACAAAUAAAAUAAAAAAAUAAAUGAAAUGAUGCUAUUGAAAAUCAUGCUAUUGCAUUUUUAUAUUGCUCACAUGGCACAAAGUGAGCUUAUGGUAUGGUGCAGGAAUGGGCGUCCACCGCCGUCUGUCUACCCUUCUACUUUUAACUGUAUUAACAUUUCCUGAAUUUUAACCUACAUAUCUAAAAUACCCCAGUAUUUUUAUCCUGUAAUUUGUAUGCCCCUGCAUUUUAUUAAUGAGGUUGAUAUCUUGAGAACCCCCACAACAGAUUUGUUUUAUAUAUUUACACAGUAGUAUCAAUUAUCACAUUGAGGUCAGGUAGGUUUAAGAGUCAAAGGUCACGGUUACUAUUUAUCUUCAAAGUUUAAGUUUCAGGGGGGGGGG